AUGUCUCAUCACUCAUUCGAAGGUGAUUUUAAAGGUCCAAUACCACCACUUCUUAGUAGUAGAGUAGGAAUUUAAGAUGGAGAUUAUUAAGCUCAAAGUUUAAGUAGUUUGAAUGCAUAAUCACCUCGAUUAUUUAUUAAUUCAUAGACAAGUCUUCAUAAAAAUUAAGAUAUCCCUUCAGCUAUCUAUGAAAAUAAAAUACCUUCCAAUUAAAAAUCAAAAUUAUUGAAACUCAUCAUUGCAAAAAGCUUAUAAAAUAAUUUCAUAAAAAACCUUAUCAAUCGUUCUUAUAUAAGAUAAUUAGAGUAAUUGACAUAAUAUCAAAUAUCUUAAUUAGAUGAUCUUCAAUUUAAGAUUGAAACAACAGAUUUAAAUAAGAAUAAUUAGAUAUUUGGAUUUAUUGAUGUAUUUACACCAUAUAGCAAAUUCCUUAUUUUUUGGAAUCUAUUUUAAAUAAUAACAUAUUUGGUAAUAUUUUUUUGGUUGCCUUUUAAGAUUUCAUUUGAAAUUUACCAUCUUAGUGAAUUAUAUAUGAAUGGAGAAAAUCUUACUGCUGAAAUUAUUUUAAUGGCUAUUUUAGCAUUAGACAUUGGUGUUGGUAUGAAUAUUGCAUUCAUAGAUAAAGGCCAAUUAAUUAAAGAUCGUUAAAAAGUAAUAAUGAAUUACUUUUAGAAGAAUGCAUUUGUUGAUUUAGUAUUAAUUCAUAUAUUAUUUUCGUGGUGUCUUUUUUUACUGCAAUGAUUUAGUUUUUUGUACCAAAUUUGAGUUCAAAAGAAUUUUAAAUAAUAAUAAUAUAGGUAAUAUUGUGUCUAAUCUUUUAUGUGUUAAGAGUGACAAAAAUCAAUAAUAUAUUAGCAUAAUUAUAAGAGUAAAUAUAUAUAUAUAUAAUGUAGAUUUUUUAAUUUAAGUGAAAUAAUGAAUGAUUUAGUAAAUUUAAUGAAAGUACUUUUAGUAAUUGUUAGUGUUGUUCAUAAUUUUGGUUGUCUUUGGCAUGGUAUAGCUCAUUUUAAUUCUUAAUUUUCUUGGCUUGAUGCAUAUAAUUUAAGGGAUUAAUAAAAUGGAUCAAAAUAUAAUGUAGCUAUCUAUUGGGCAACUAUGACUAUGACUACAGUUGGAUAUGGAGAUAUUACUGCCAAGAAUGAUUUAGAACUUUUGAUUAAUAAUCUUACUAUGUUCAUAGGUUCAAUUGUUUUUGCUUAUUCUGUUAAUAGUAUAGGUAUAUUAGUUACUAACAUUUACAAAAAUUCAAUAGAAUAUAGUAAAACAGUUAGACUAAUAAAUAAAUUUAUGAUUAAAAAUAAGAUUGAGUUUGAUUUAUAAACAAAAAUAAGAAGUUAUUUAGAAUAUAUUUGGAAAGAAGAGUAGGAAUAGAAUGAUGAUUAAGUUGGUGAUGUAAUUAGUAAAUUAAGUAAGUAAUUAUAAGAAGAAUUAUAAUUUUAAUUAAGAGGUAAUAUCUUAAGAAAAUGUAAAAUAAUGGUAAAUACAUUUUCAGAAUCUUUAAUUAAGAAUUUGUUAUAAUAUAUGGAAGAAUAAUCUUAUUCACCAGAUGAAAGGAUCAUCUCUGUAUUAUAUAUAUUAAUAUUGAUUAGGUAAAUGAAUUGGAUGAUUGUGCAUUAUAUAUAAUAACAAAAGGAGAUGUAGAAUUAAUCUUUGAAGGAGUAGAGAUGAAAGAAAAAAUUAAAAGAAAUUCAUUUAAAAAUUAUACUUAAUUUGAUAGUUUUGGAGAAUUUUCAUUUUUUUCAGGAAAUCCUAGAACAGCAACAGCAAUUUCAAGAGGUUUUACAAGAGUAUUCAAAAUAAAAAGAUAAGUUUUUUUAGAUAUCCUUAAAUGUUAUCCUGAUGAUUAAGAGAAAUACUUUUUAAUUAGAGAAUAAUUAAAUUUCAAAGAUUAUGUUCCCUUAUAAUUAAGAUGUUUUAGUUGUUAGAGUAAUACACAUAUGAUUAUUGAUUGUAAUUAUGUUCAUUAUUGUGUUGAUAAAGAGAGAGUUAUAAAAUAAGAAUCUUAUCCAAUACAAUAAGAAAGAAAAUAAGGACAUCAAAGAUACAACUAAAAAUUUAAUUCUAGAAUUAAUCUAAAUAUAAAUUAGGUUAAAGCUGUUAAUUAUAUUAAUGAUAUUAGUUUUAAGAUAACUGAAGAUUAUGAAUCACCAACUUAAGCUAUGUAUGAUAUAUUUGAAGAUGUAGAAAUAGAUGAUUAAAGUAAUUAUACUAAUAUUUAUUAGACUAAAAUAUCAAAUCUCUUAUGGAUUUUAAACAAUAAUCAGAAAGCAUUCAAGAUGAUGAUUAAUAAUAAUAGUAAUCUAUGAUCAAUUUUAAGAACAAUUUAAGUAGAACUGCUUUAUAAACAUUAUAAACAGCAGGUUUUGGAAUUUAAAAUAUCUAGAAGAAAGAAGGUAUCAUUAUUAUGAAAUGAAUAUUUUAUAGUAUAAAUGAUAUAAGAGGAAGAAGACAGUUCUGAUGAAUCAAAGAAUUAAAUAGAGCCAAUAUAUUCUAAACCUAAUAUAAUGAAUUCAAAUCUUAGGAAAACUAGAAAAUCAAUAAAGUCAUCUAAAAGGAUUUCAACUGAUAAUAAACAUUAUAGACCUUCCAUAGAUAUGAAAAUCAUUGGAAAUCAUAUAUAAUCUGAUUUAAAUAUAAGACAUCAAUCAAAUGUUAGCAAUAAUAUCAAAUCUAACAAAUCAUAAGCCUUAAGAACAUUAAUACAUUAACAUAAUCCAACUAUUAUUACAACUUUAUAAAACUUACCUUAAAGUACCUUUUAAGUUAAUUAAGUUAUUUAAGGAUUUGAAAAGAUGUAGAUUUAUUAAUUUUAUCAACCAAAAUAUAAUUAUGAUUAAGUUAUUAAGAGGUAAGAUGUAAUAUUGAAUAGAUAUGCAAAAUUACAAAAGUUCUUUGGUAAAAAAAGAGUAUUUCCAGAGUUUUCAGUAUAUUCCUUUUUCUAUGAAGCAAUAUAGAAAGGAGCCAAGUUACGAAGGAUUGGAGAGUUUUAAAAAGUAUAGAAAUCUCCUAGGAUGUUAAAUUUUACAUUGAAGAAAACUUUUAGAUCUAAUUAUGCAUUGAGUAGAUAAUUAGGUGUUUAGAAUGAUAUGAAUUGA
Messenger RNA from Paramecium primaurelia, 3095 nucleotides. Lineage: Eukaryota; Ciliophora; Oligohymenophorea; Peniculida; Parameciidae. The record is from the annotation of a GenBank genome assembly.